This is a messenger RNA of Colletotrichum higginsianum IMI 349063, 669 nucleotides long. Its product is annotated as NADH-ubiquinone oxidoreductase 19.3 kDa subunit. The record is from RefSeq and is a predicted model, not a curated record. NCBI's taxonomy places the organism in Eukaryota, Fungi, Ascomycota, Sordariomycetes, Glomerellales, Glomerellaceae. Gene Ontology annotation, molecular function: NADH dehydrogenase (ubiquinone) activity; 4 iron, 4 sulfur cluster binding; quinone binding. Gene Ontology annotation, biological process: electron transport coupled proton transport; aerobic respiration; mitochondrial respiratory chain complex I assembly. The transcript has 3 exons. The coding region runs from base 1 to 669 and encodes 222 amino acids.
AUGCUUUCCUCCACGAGGACAGCGGCCUCAAUGGCCCUGCGAGCGAAGCCGACCGCCUCCGUCAUCCCCUUCAGAAUCGCCGCCGCCUCCAUCUCCUCCUCGGCGCGAAAGGACGCCAGCCCCGCUGCUGCACACUCGACCGGCCUCGUCAAGAAGGAGCGCAGGGAGGUCCCCCUUCCUAGCCAGGAGGGCACCAAGGGUGUUUUGCAAUAUGCUCUCACCUCCCUCGACGUAAUAACGAACUGGGCUCGUCAGUCCUCCCUCUGGCCCAUGACCUUCGGUCUCGCCUGCUGCGCCGUCGAGAUGAUGCACCUCUCCACGCCUCGCUACGACCAGGACCGUCUCGGAAUCAUUUUCCGUGCAUCCCCGCGCCAGUCGGACGUGAUGAUCGUCGCCGGUACCCUCACCAACAAGAUGGCCCCGGCCCUGCGCCAGGUCUACGACCAGAUGCCCGAGCCCCGCUGGGUCGUCUCCAUGGGCUCUUGCGCCAACGGUGGCGGCUACUACCACUACUCGUACUCGGUCGUCCGCGGUUGCGACCGUGUUGUCCCCGUCGACGUCUACGUCCCUGGGUGCCCCCCGACCUCUGAGGCCCUCAUGUACGGCAUCUUCCAGCUCCAGCGGAAGAUGCGCAACACCAAGAUCACCCGCAUGUGGUACCGCAAGUAA